AUGGCUGAUGACGACGAUAAUAUUGGCUUCAAUAUCACAGCACAAGAUUGGGCCGCUGGGCUUAAUCCACUUCGGUCGACUGGCAAGCGACAGAGCAAAAAUCAGGCUAUUUACGGUGUUUGGGCUGAAGACGAUAGUGAUGAAGAUGAUCGUAAGAAAGAUAGGAAAAGAAAAGACUAUUCAUCUGCCCCCUUGAACUUUGUGAGUGGCGGCUUCAAAGAUGAAGAUCCAAAAGGUGAACCGAACGUUACAAAACCCAAAAGCGAACCAAAAAGUGCAAAAGCUUCGACCAGCAGCAAGCAGCGCACUGGAUUUGCUGGAUUCGGUGACUCUAGAAAUAGUGCAAUGAAUCCAGGCAAUUCGCAAAACUUUGGACAAUGGGAAAAGUACACAAAAGGCAUCGGUAGUAAACUGCUUCAAAAGAUGGGCUAUCAGCCUGGAAAAGGUCUUGGAAAGAACCAGCAAGGCAUCACGGCUCCAAUUGAAGCAAAGUUACGCCCCGGAUCCGGUGCGAUUGGAGCUUAUGGCCCAGAGACCAAAGCACCGCCGUUGAAUAGGCCUGAGAGCACCAAAGAAGGCGACGACGAUGAUGUAGCAAGUGACAAUGAUGAUCAAGGAUGGAAGAAGGGACACGAGAAAAAGGCAAAGGUGAAAAGGGUGAAAAUUAUCACCAAAUCAACAGAAGACAUCAUCACUGAAAGUGUCCUUGAUUCUUGGAACAACAAAACAGUCGAUGAAGGGAGCCGUAUGAAAAUUAUUGACAUGACUGGACCUGAGAAACGCAUCCUAAGCAGUCUUUCACAUUUGCACACUUCACGAGCUAAAAAACCUAAAGAUGACUAUCAUCCAACGCAAUUGAAUGCUCGCUUCGACGUUCCAGAACUAAAGGGAAAUCUUGAGCGUCUAAUUCGUUUAAAUGAAAACAUGAGAGUUAAAGGAAAACAGGAUUAUCAAAGAGAUUUGAAACACUUGGAUGAUCUUGAAGAUGAGAGAGAACGUUUGAAAAAGCUAGUUGAAGAAGAGGAGUGGCAGCUAAAGCAGUUGGAACUGUACGACACCUUUGUUCAAGAGCUGGAAGACAGGUCGAAUGAAAUUGAAUGCGAUGAUAGUAUGGACUCUUCGAUAGAGGUGUUUGUUGACAAAUUCGAGUCAUUCUACACAGCUGAACUUAAAAAGACAUUCAGUCGAAUGCUCGGAUUAGAUGAACUGAUCCUCUGCACGCUUGGACCACGACUGCGAAAAGAGCUGCUGUUUUGGAAGCCCUUUGGAAAUGAUGAUCGCAUCUUGAAGCUUUACCAGCGAGUGAAGGGCAUCACGUGUCGCAGCAAAACAUUUGACAUUUUACUUUGGGAGUACUGGAAUCCGGCAGUGGCCCGAGCACUGCAGCAAUGGCCGUCAAUGAAAAACUACGAACCGGUGAUGGUGUUUGUCCGCAAGUGGCAUACAGUCUUGCCGAAGUGGCUCUUCGAGUACAUGAUCGGCAGCCACCUGCUACCGCGAAUCACCCGUGAGGUGGAAGAGUGGGAGCCCUCAAAAGACCCCAUUCCCAUUGAUCAGUGGACUCUACCCUGGGGCGCUACGCUGCUCGACGUCGAAGUGAGCCACACGGAUAUUGACUUUCUCUUUGAGCCCAUCUACGACAUUAUCCGCCACAAGCUGGCCAGAGCACUCGGCCCCUGGCAGCCCAGCGCCACCGACAACAGCGUCCUGCAGAUGAUGAAGUUGUGGAAGGACGUAUUUACGCCGACUGCAUUCCAGAACUUUAUCGAGAGCAACAUUGUGCGCAAGCUAGAGAUGAUGAUGGGCACGGUGAGAGUGAACCCGCUCUGUCAGUCGCUGGUCGAGUGGGACUGGGUGAUGUCCUGGCGGGAGAUGAUCACCACCAGUUCGCUGGUGAGCAUCAUUGAGAAGUGCUUCUUCCCCAACUGGCUCCUCACGCUGCACAACUGGCUCUGUCAGCCGAUUGUCGACUUUAAGGAGGUGCAGAACUGGUACCGCGAGUGGAAGGACCGCCUCACUGCGCAGGGCGUCACCGACCACGAGACGAUCAAGGAGCAGCUGAACAAGGCGCUGAGCAUGAUGCACCACCGAGUGGACGCCAACAUUGGCCUGAAGCCCUUCCUCGAGUACCACAAUCCUCGAGCGAUUCCACCAGUUCAACAGCAGGUCCCACAACAACCACCUCCUCCACCACCACCUCUGCUUCAUCCGGAGCCACCGCUGAUGUACAUGCACGCCCCUCCGAUGAUGCAGGCGCCGGUGUACCUUCAAUCGGACUCGAUCAACUUCCGACAGCUGGUGGAGAUGAGGGCGAGUGAGUGUGGAGUGCUCUUCAUGCCGGUGGCCAAUCGCUUCCAGGAGGGAAAGCAGGUCUUUCAGUUUGGCCAGUACAUGGUGUACAUUGACAAUCAGGUGCUCUUUAUGCAGCGGUUUGUCGGUGGAAACCGAGUCUGGACGCCCAUCAUGCUCCAGGAGCUGAUCAACCUGUGUCUGCAGUAG
Messenger RNA from Rhagoletis zephyria (snowberry fruit fly), 2499 nucleotides. NCBI's taxonomy places the organism in Eukaryota, Metazoa, Arthropoda, Insecta, Diptera, Tephritidae. The record is from RefSeq and is a predicted model, not a curated record.